ACUGCGCAGGAUGUGUGACCAACCCCCAUUGGACCAACCAUAUGUGCUGUAUCGGCGAACAACGAGGCUGAACAUUGUGGACAAAAUUAAAAACAAGGAGAAUGGGGAAGAAACAGAAAAAGUCAGGCGAUGACAGUGCCAAAGACGGUGGCAUCGACCUUGACGCCCUAGCAGCAGAAAUCGAAGGAGCGGGAGCCUCCAAGGAGCAAGGUAAAGGAAAGGCCAAGAAGAAGAAAGACAAAAAGAAAGACGAUUUUGAUGAAGACGACAUCCUGAAGGAGCUGGAGGAACUGUCACUUGAAACCACAGGAGCUAAAGGCAGCAAGAAACCAGACGCCACAGACGAGCCGGAGAGUGCCGCCGAGCCCCCGCCGCCCACCAAAGCAGAGAAGAAGAAGACGCGGAAGGGCAAGCGAGCCAGCCUGGAGGAUGACGACGGGGACGACGAAGAGGUUUCGGGUAUGGGUGACGUGGAAGACGAAGACAAGCAGAAGGACAAGAAGACGUCUGCUGCCCCCGCUGUUGCUGCUGCUGCUGGCUCAGACUCGGAGGACGACGCCUCACGGACCCGGAGGAAACCCAAGGCAGGGAAGAAAGGAGGCCGCAAGGAGGCCUCGGACGAGGAAGAGGAGGAUGACGAUGGCGGUGCGAGGAAAGGAGAGGGGGGAGGGGAGGAUGAUUCAGAUGAUGACGACUCGGUGGACGCAUCGCAGGCUGGAAAGAAAGGCAAGAAGAAGAAGGGCAAAGCCAAGGCAGACAGUGAAGAAGAGGAAGAGGAGGAGGGAACCUUCAAGAUGAAGACGGCAGCUCAGAAGAAGGCAGAGAAGAAGGAGAGAGACCGCAAGAAGAAAGAGGAGGACAGGGCUAAGCUGAAGAAGCAGAAGGAGAAGGAGGAGGAGAAAGAGGGGAGUAUUGAGGUUGCAGCAGUGCCUAAGAAAGAGGUAGUGAAGAAGAGUGAGCCAGCGGUGGCCCCAGCAGCAGCCCCAACCCCAGCAGCAGCCCACACCCCAGCAGCAGAGAUGGAGGCAGCAGCAGAGAUUGAAGAUCAGGAAGGGGCUGAUCCUCAAGGAGAAGCUGCCGAUGAGGUGCUUGAAGCAAUUAAUGAAGAGGAAGGGGGAGACAAGAAGGGCAAGAAAGACAAGAAGAAGAAGAAGGGGGACAAGGAGAAGGAGAAAGAGGAGAAGAAGAAGGGACCCAGCAAGGCCACAGUGAAAGCCAUGCAGGAGGCUCUGGCUCACAUGAAGGAGGAAGAGGAGCGUGCCAAGAAGGAGGAAGAGGAGAACCUGCGUCGCCUGGAAGAGCAGGAGGCUCAGAGACUGGAGCAGGAGCGUCUGGAACAGGAGCGCAAGGAGAAGAAGAAACAGAAGGAGAAAGAGAGGAAGGAGAGGCUGAAGAAGGAGGGCAAACUGCUGACCAAAGCCCAGAAAGAGGCCCGGGCCAGGGCUGAGGCCACACUUGAACUCCUGAAGGCCCAGGGUAUUGAAGUGCCAUCCAAAGACGACUCAGUGCCAAAGAAGAAGCCAGUGUACGGAGACAAGAGGAAAAAGAAGCCCCAACAAGCACAGACCCCUGAAGAGAUCUCAGAGGUCAUGUCACCCACGUCGGAGAUGGCAGAGCCAGUCAUCUCACCGAUGGCCGUGGAAACCCCCGAAGUACCAGCAGAGGUAGAGCAGAAAGCUGAGUCUGCAGUUGAUGACUGGGAGGCUAUUGCUGAGACUAUCGAUCAGGACAAAGAGCUGAAGACGGUCCACAUUGAGGUGAAGCCAGAGACGCCAAAACAGCCCCAACAGAAACCCUUGUCACAGCCGGAGGAAGAGGAGGAGGACGAGGAGGAAGAGGAUGAUGAAGAGGAGGAGAGUGAGGAGGAGGAGAAGGAGAGUCAGCCUCACACAACGCAGCAGGCCCCAGCCACUAAGAGGAAGGGAGGGAAGGAGAGCUCAGAGUCCAGUAGUGACAGCGACUCAGAUGACGAUCGCACUAAAGAGGAGCGGAUCUACGACAAGGCCAAGAAGCGUAUUGAGAAACGGCGAGCAGAGAACAUAAAGAACAUAAACCUGGACAAGCUCCGCUCCCCCGUCGUCUGUGUACUGGGCCACGUAGACACAGGCAAGACCAAGAUCCUGGACAAGCUGAGGCAUACACACGUACAGGACGGAGAGGCAGGAGGGAUCACCCAACAGAUCGGAGCCACUAACGUACCGCUGGAGGCCAUCGUAGAGCAGACCAAGAUGGUGAAGAACUUCAACAACGAGGCCAUUAAAAUCCCAGGAAUGCUGAUCAUCGACACCCCAGGCCACGAGUCUUUCAGUAACCUGAGGAACCGGGGCAGCUCUCUGUGUGACAUAGCUAUCCUGGUGGUGGACAUCAUGCACGGCCUGGAGCCUCAGACCCUGGAGUCCAUCAACCUGCUCAAGGAGAAGAAGUGUCCCUUCAUUGUAGCACUUAACAAGAUUGACCGUCUGUACGACUGGAAGAAGAGUCCAGACACAGACGUGGUGGCCACACUGAAGAAGCAGAAGAAGAACACCAAGGAUGAGUUUGACGAGAGGGCCAAAGCUGUCAUCGUGGAGUUCGCCCAGCAGGGUCUGAACGCAGCCCUCUUCCAUGAGAACAAGGACCCGAGGACCUUUGUGUCUCUGGUGCCCACCUCGGCCCACUCCGGGGACGGCAUGGGCAACCUGAUCGCUCUGCUGGUGGAGCUCACCCAGACCAUGCUGGCACGACGCCUGGCACACUGCGACGAGCUCAGGGCUCAGGUCAUGGAGGUGAAAGCCCUGCCUGGUAUGGGCACCACUAUAGACGUGAUCCUGAUCAACGGGGUUCUCCGGGAGGGCAUGACUGUCAUCGUCCCGGGGGUGGAGGGACCCAUCGUCACCCAGAUCAGGGGGCUGCUGCUGCCUCCACCCAUGAAGGAGCUCAGGGUCAAGAACCAGUAUGAGAAGCAUAAGGAGGUGUGUACGGCCCAGGGAGUGAAGAUCCUGGGGAAAGACCUGGAAAAGACCCUGGCAGGGCUCCCCCUGCUGGUGGCCCACAAGGAGGACGAGGUGGCCGUGCUCAGGGAUGAGCUGGUGCGGGAGCUGAAACAGACUCUGAACUCCAUCAAGCUGGAGGAGAAGGGUGUGUACGUCCAGGCCUCCACUCUCGGAUCCCUGGAAGCCUUGCUCGAGUUCCUACGAGUGUCCAAAGUGCCUUACGCUGGCAUCAACAUCGGUCCAGUCCACAAGAAAGACGUGAUGAAAGCUUCCACUAUGCUGGAGCAUGACCCACAGUAUGCAACGAUCCUGGCGUUUGAUGUGAAGGUGGAGAGGGACUCUCAGGAGAUGGCUGAUAGUCUGGGGGUCAGGGUGUUCAGCGCUGAGAUCAUCUACCACCUGUUUGAUGCCUUCACCAAGUACAGAGAGGACUACAAGAAGGCCAAGCAGGACGAGUUCAAACACAUUGCUGUGUUCCCCACUAAGCUGAAGAUCCUGCCUCAGUUCAUCUUCAACUCUAGAGACCCCAUAGUCAUGGGAGUCAACGUGGAGGCUGGGGUCCUCAGACAGGGAACCCCACUCUGUGUGCCCAGCAAGGGGUUUGUGGACAUUGGCAUCGUGACCAGCAUUGAGAUCAACCACAAGAUGGUGGACAGUGCCAAGAAGGGCCAGGAGAUCUGUAUAAAGAUCGAACCGAUCCCCGGAGAGGCACCCAAGAUGUUCGGCCGACACUUUGAGGCCACCGACAUCCUCGUCAGCAAGAUCACCAGAGCGUCCAUCGAUGCCCUGAAGAACUGGUUCAGAGACGAGAUGGGCAAAUCUGACUGGCAGCUCAUCAUGGAGCUCAAGAAGACUUUUGAAAUCAUCUGAACGGAAGAACGGGCACACAUCUUCAUGUCUUCAGGCGGCCGCAGCACACCUACACACAAACACACACACCACUGAUCAUGUGACACCUGAUCAAAGACACACACACACACACACUUGUUCAUCACACCCACGUAUGCAUACACCCAUAAAUGGUGGGAGCAGUGCAGUGUCCCACUUUUCCCCCUCUCCCCCAUCCCCUCCCCCCCGGUGGGUGGGGGAGUGUAUUUUUAGAGGGGAAACAGUGUUUUUCUGUGAGAAACUAAAAACUAUUUCCUGCUGUUGUUAACAGUGACAGUUUAGACAGCAUCGACACACACUAUUCCAACGUGCCUGUUGUUUGGAAUCAUCUUGAGUUUUGUUUUUCAUUUUGCCACUCUCUCUCUCACCCUCCACAUCCGUCUGCUGCUGGAGUCCUGCCCUCUGUAAUCACUCUGGUGUUCAGGCUGGGGUGAGACUGGAGAGGGGGCGAGUGGGGAGUGGAGAAAGCUGGGUCAGGCGUCACCGGAACCACAGAUCUACAGAAUUCAGCAAACUGGGUUUGACAAGUUUGCGUGGGUGCCAUGUUGGCACCGGAAGUCACAAGGAGAAUGACAUUCCACCGAGAAUGCAAAUGAGAACCUUAUUGUUAUGACACGUUGGUUGCCAACAUGGAGGCUAGUUUGCUGAACUCUUUAUAUCUAUCACGGAUCAAGGGGAGCUGUGCGCCAAAGGCCUGAAUUAGAAGAGGGGAGAGGGGAGGCAUUCUUACCAGAAGUUUUAGACGUCUGAAUAAUACGACCGUGUCAGUGUUUUCUCUUUUCUUGAAUGCAGUUAUUUUAUGGUCCUUUUAAAAAGCUCCUCCCUCUCUGACAUCACCACCACCCACCACCAGCCCCCCCUGUCAGCGCAGUUCGACUGGUGCCUACGGACCUUUUUUUUUACCAUGAAUGAACUAGGUGACAAAAUAGGUGGUCCCUCUUCUCUCUACUUGAGUUCAAAAUGUAAAAGAUAAUAAAAAAUCUACAUCAAUAAAGACAUAUUUAUAGAAGUUGCAAACUCUGCCCCCUCUGCCUUGUUGUAUAUUUUGGAUAAUGGUAUGAAUGGAAUAUGCAUUGAAUUCAAUUCUAUAAAAAAUAAAUAUGAAGUGCUACUUUC
Messenger RNA from Oncorhynchus kisutch (coho salmon), 4976 nucleotides. RefSeq names its product eukaryotic translation initiation factor 5B. Gene Ontology annotation, molecular function: GTPase activity; GTP binding; translation initiation factor activity. Bases 102 to 3842 code for a protein of 1246 amino acids. The transcript has 23 exons. Gene Ontology annotation, cellular component: cytoplasm; mitochondrion. Gene Ontology annotation, biological process: translational initiation. Lineage: Eukaryota; Metazoa; Chordata; Actinopteri; Salmoniformes; Salmonidae. The record is from RefSeq and is a predicted model, not a curated record.